Molecule: messenger RNA, 705 nt
Organism: Paramuricea clavata
Lineage: Eukaryota; Metazoa; Cnidaria; Anthozoa; Malacalcyonacea; Plexauridae
Source: the annotation of a GenBank genome assembly
AUGGCUGCCGAAAAUAUGAAAUGUAUCGCAAUACUUAUUUUUUUCCAAUUUGGGGUGUUAAUAACCUUGAUAUUACAGUUUAAUGCUAUGGCCAUUGCCUAUAAGCUCUUACAAAAAAAGCGAAUGUUGCUGAUUAGCGCGUAUUUGUGUUUAAAAAACAACAAAUGGGCUAAAAGAAAGAAGCAUCUCAAACUUCGCAGACUGUGCAGAAAACGGAGAACAAUAUGGGUAGCAAAUGGAAGAACGGAUCAGUGGUGGACAAAUUUAUUGCAUGAGAAUAUCCCACCAGGCACUUGGAAUAAAAAUUUGAGAAUGAGCAAAGAGUGUUUUUACAAUUUAGUAGCUCAAUUAGACCCAGUGAUUGGGCCAAAACUAAACUCACCGAAUUAUAGAUUCCUUACAACAGACAAAAAAUUGGCAGUCACAUUGUAUUAUUUGAAGGACACCGGCUCGUUGUGGAUGACCGCAAAUACGUUUGGUAUACAUCAAAGUACAGUGACGAAAGUGAUAACUGAAGUAUGUUCAGCCAUAAACAAGUUGCUAGGGCCAACGUAUAUACACCUACCAAGGAAUAAAGAUGAAAUGAGGCAAAAAGCUUCAGAAUUUGAACUGAAAUUUGGCAUGAUACAGGCUAUUGGCUGCAUUGAUGGAACGCAUGUUGCUCUCAAACGCCCUCCAGACAACUCACAAGUGUGCCUUUGGUAG